UUCCCUAUCCUCCUUCCUAUCGAGCAACCCCACUAGCACUUCCACAAGCCGCGCCUCCUUCCCCUGCUCCUCUCCAUCCUCAGGCAGCCCCGCCUCUCUGCUACCUCUACAUCAACCGCAAAACUCCCAGCCUACCGCCUGCGUCAUUCCCUCUUCCGAACAGCAACAGACCCUAAUCCCCUCCUCCUCCACAGCCGCCUACCCACGGGUCAUCGCAUCGCCCUAGCCCCGUCGACCUCGUCGUUAUUCUGCUCACCACCAUCGUCGUCGCCAGUUCGAUGUCGUUGUCGUCGCCAGUUCAUUUGUCAACCGUCACCACUUGAUAGCCCAGGAAUGUACUAGUUGAGUUGAGGGUUACGCUAAAUGCUGUUGGCAAUCAGCUUGGAGAUUGGAAUCAAGAUCAAGUCAAUCCUUGCACCUGGAAUUCUGUUUCUUGUGAUAAUAACCAAAAUGUAGUUACAUUAACACUUGCUUACAUGGGAUUUACUGGAAAAUUGUCAUCAAGUCUUGGAGAGUUAAAGCAUCUAAAAGUUCUGUCAUUACAGGGUAACUAUAUCUCUGGUAGGAUACCUGAGGAAUAUGGAAACCUUUCAAGUUUGACGAACUUGGAUUUUGAGAAUAACCGCCUAACUGGUCCUAUACCUUCUUCAUUUGGAAAGCUUACUAAUCUUCAGAAAUUGAGUUUAAGUCAUAAUAAUCUCAAUGGAGACAUUCCAGAUUCUUUUUCUCAACUCUCAAACUUAAAUGACAUUAAUCUAGCGUUCAACAAUCUCACUGGUCAAGUACCUGAUCAACUAUUUGAAGUUGUUAAAUACAACUUUACAGGUAACAGAUUGAACUGCGGACCAAACUUUUCUCAUCCUUGUAAUUCUGGUGUUCACAAUGAGCGAGGAUCCCACAGUUCGACGAUUGGAAUUGUGUUGGGGAGUGUUAUUGGAAUUAUUGGUCUUCUUGUCAUAGCAUCUAUUUUUCUUUUCUUCAAGGGCAGGAGAAAAGGUUUUCGGCCUGAAGUUUUUGUUGAUGUUGCGGGUGAAGAUGACCGUCGAAUUGCAUUUGGACAAUUGAAAAGAUUUGCCUGGCGAGAAUUGCAACUUGCAACAGAUGAUUUCAAUGACAAAAAUGUCCUUGGUCAGGGAGGAUUUGGAAAAGUUUAUAAAGGAGUGCUUGGAGAUGGUACUAAAAUUGCUGUAAAACGAUUGAUUGAUUAUGAAAGUCCUGGAGGCGAAUCUGCAUUUUUACGUGAGGUUGAGAUGAUAAGUGUAGCUGUUCACAGAAACCUUUUGCGAUUAAUUGGGUUUUGCACUACACCUACAGAACGGCUUUUAGUUUAUCCGUUUAUGCAGAAUUUAAGUGUUGCUUACCGUUUACGAGAACUCAAGCCUGGGGAGGCAGUGUUAGACUGGUCUUCAAGAAAACAGAUUGCUUUAGGCACAGCUCGUGGUCUCGAAUACCUUCACGAACAUUGCAAUCCCAAGAUCAUUCACCGAGAUGUCAAAGCUGCUAAUGUUUUGCUUGAUGAGGACUUUGAAGCAGUUGUUGGGGAUUUUGGCUUGGCAAAGGUUGUUGAUGUAAGGAGGACUUCUGUGACAACACAAAUCCGUGGAACUAUGGGCCAUAUUGCACCUGAAUAUUUAUCUACUGGAAAAUCAUCUGAGAGGACUGAUGUUUUUGGAUAUGGUGUCACGCUUCUUGAACUUGUCACAGGACAACGUGCAAUAGAUUUCUCGCGCCUGCAGGAUGAAGACGAUGUUUUAUUGCUCGAUCAUGUGAAGAAGCUAGAGCGAAAUAAGAAGCUAGAUUCAGUUGUGGACCGUAACCUAAACGAGAACUACAACGGCCAUGAAGUCGAGAUCAUGAUUCAAGUGGCUCUCCUCUGCACUCAACCGACACCAGAGGACCGGCCAACAAUGUCAGAGGUGGUCAGAAUGCUCGAAGGCGAGGGCCUGGCAGAGCGAUGGGAGGAGUGGCAGCAUGUUGAGGUCAAUCGACGACAGGAUUAUGAGAGGCUUCAGAGGAGAUUUGAUUGGGGUGAUGAUUCAGUUCAUAAUUUAGAUGCUAUAGAGUUGUCUGGUGGAAGAUGAGGAGGAGAUUGAAGAAGCCUCCUUUGUCUUCCUUUUUGUUGUUAGUUUGGUGUGGUGGUGUUAAAGAAAUUGUACAGGUGACUUCGAGCUUUCUGCCUCCACUUGUGAUUCAUUGUUGGUGUAAGAUAGAUACUUGUGAUCCAGGAGGGUCUCUGCCCCCGAAGCCUUCAAUAGAAAUUGACUACUUGAUAUAACUCUAAA
This is a messenger RNA of Asparagus officinalis (garden asparagus), 2282 nucleotides long. RefSeq names its product probable LRR receptor-like serine/threonine-protein kinase At5g10290. Gene Ontology annotation, molecular function: protein kinase activity; ATP binding; protein binding. The coding region runs from base 477 to 2081 and encodes 534 amino acids. The transcript has 11 exons. Gene Ontology annotation, biological process: protein phosphorylation. The record is from RefSeq and is a predicted model, not a curated record. Lineage: Eukaryota; Viridiplantae; Streptophyta; Magnoliopsida; Asparagales; Asparagaceae.